Molecule: messenger RNA, 746 nt
Organism: Dendrobium catenatum
Lineage: Eukaryota; Viridiplantae; Streptophyta; Magnoliopsida; Asparagales; Orchidaceae
Product: ethylene-responsive transcription factor 1A-like
Exons: 2
Coding region: 145-561 (138 amino acids)
Biological process (GO): regulation of DNA-templated transcription; ethylene-activated signaling pathway
Molecular function (GO): DNA binding; DNA-binding transcription factor activity
Source: RefSeq, a predicted model, not a curated record
UUAGGGUCGAUUUUUAAACCUCUGUUAUUGAUUCAUAAAGACAACAAUUUUCACCAUUGCCAAAAAAAUUAUUAAAAAUUUUAAAAUUGCCGACCACUAGAUCGAGGUCCCCCUUGACCCUUCCGACCGGAGGACUCCGACGGCAUGGUUAUCUACCUCACCCUCCACGACGCCUUUAGGGGAGAUUGGCUUCCAGAAGGCGGCAGCGCCACAGCCUUUGUUCUUCCACCUCCAGUGAAGCCCGAUUCGCCGGAUAUAGGGGCGCCGGCGAAGGGCAAAAACUAUCGAGGAGUGAGACAACAGCCGUUGGGGAAGUUUGCAGCGGAGAUUAGGGAUCCGGCGAAGGAUGGAGUUAGGAUUUGGUUGGGGACAUUUGAGACGCGAGGUAGGAAAGGGAUCAUUGCAGAAUUCAAAGAACUUGCAUCUUCACUUCCUAAGGAGAUGGUUGCCAUGCAAAGUGAGUUGGAAAAAUUAAAAGAUUUUUCUUCCGAAAUUCAUUGGCUUGCGAGCUCAAGUGCAGUCUUUAUCUGCAUUAUUGCAACGGGAGGCAAUGCUUCCUGAUGGAAUACCACAUGAUUUGGUGAUAUCAUGCAUCUCUAAGUUCAAUAUUUUGACAACUGAACUGUACUUGAUGAAAUAGGUUGACAAGUUGCAAUAAUUUUGCUUUCUUACUUUCUUUGUAAUAUGCUUAUUUUAAACUGUUCAACUUGUCGGUGAGUUUUUAAGAUUUUGAUGUUCUUCUUUCA